GCCACUGAAUGCCCUCGCUCGUCAUAACCACCAUCGGACGUACCAGCCAUCAUGAUCCUACUCGAGUCUCACAACGUCAUUAUAUAUACCACUCUGGCCGAAAAGGCGGCCAAACCUUCAUCUCUAGAUGUGGUAUUUGUAGAUUUUGAUGGUGUCAGGUUCCACAUGUCCACACCGGAAAAGAAGACCGUGAUACAGCUUUCCAUGAGCAUCCGUUGCUGGGAUGAGCUUGCACAAUAUGGUGCACUCGAUAUCUUGAAACGGGAGUAUGGAUCGUUGAUCAAGGCAGCUACCGAGCCCGAGUAUAACGUAACGCUUCAAAUUGACCUUGAACAGUUACCCGCUGAUGUAGAGAGCCGCGAAGCUAUCAUAAAGUCUGUUGCCCUGAUCAAGCGGAACGUGUUGGGAGCGCCCUUCGAGACGGCUUUCAGAGAGCAGAAAGAAUUGGAAGAUUCGGCGGGUUCUAGGGGGCAGUUCAUGCAAAUCCAUUAUCGCGAUGAGGAGGCCAUCUACAUUCGAGCAGCUUCGGAUCGCGUCACUGUCAUAUUCUCAACUGUUUUCCGAGAGGAAACCGAUAGGAUAUUUGGAAAGUUAUUCUUGCAGGAGUUUGUUGAUGCCCGACGACCUGGGAUUCAGAACGCGCCUCCCAGUAUCCAAAAUGCCCCUCAGGUACUGUACUCUAAUCGGGAUCCUCCUCUUGAGAUACGUGAUUUGCCUGGCCUUCGGCACUCCGAAGACAUAGGAUACGUCACCUUUGUCCUGUCUCCUCGACACUUCGCCAAGAGCGACGCUUCAUUCAACACCAUUUCACACAUUCAACUCUUUCGUGACUAUCUUCACUACCACAUCAAAUGUUGCAAGGCAUACAUGCACUCUAGAAUGAGACAUCGCGUGUCCGAGUUCCAGAAAGUCCUGAAUCGUGCAAAGAUGGAAACUGCAACAACGGAGAGAAAGACUGUCACGGGAAGGACCAUGGUGUCUCGCUGAACUCGCGGAUGGGAUGUUCUGAGACGGUAUCCUUCAUCCAGGGAUUGUAGAGGAAACCAUAGCACGUCUGUACAAUAGUCCUCUUAGGAGCGUUCCCGAAGGAAAGUACUGCAAUUUAAUGGAAUGCUUCUGAGCUCGCAGGGAUCUUUUCAGUCUGUUACAAUGUUGCCGCCUUUUCACGAACCCAAGGAGAGAAGAGCUUUGUCCAUGUGCACUGCCUCCCUUAUGGCUUUUCGUAAGCGUACCCGAUCUCCAGAGACCUGUCGUGCAACAGUCGGGUAACAUCCCCCAUAAAUGUCCUUUGUUAGCCCUUGGAAGCUGCGGAUUACAAGUGAUAGUCCAUCUUCUCAAAAAAAAAAAA
Messenger RNA from Pisolithus orientalis, 1348 nucleotides. Its product is annotated as Arp2/3 complex, 34 kd subunit p34-Arc-domain-containing protein. Lineage: Eukaryota; Fungi; Basidiomycota; Agaricomycetes; Boletales; Pisolithaceae. The record is from RefSeq and is a predicted model, not a curated record. Gene Ontology annotation, molecular function: structural constituent of cytoskeleton; actin filament binding. Bases 52 to 987 code for a protein of 311 amino acids. The transcript is spliced from 6 exons. Gene Ontology annotation, cellular component: actin cytoskeleton; Arp2/3 protein complex. Gene Ontology annotation, biological process: Arp2/3 complex-mediated actin nucleation; actin filament polymerization.